GGCGCAGGGAAGCAUGACGUGACCUCGGAUGCGGAAGCGCUACUCUUUAUAAUAGCGGAAGUGAUUGCCUAGUUCCGGUCUCUAUCGUCUCGGCCGACGGGGAAGAUGACGAAGGGAACAUCGUCAUUCGGAAAGCGCCGCAAUAAGACGCACACUCUGUGCCGUCGAUGUGGCUCCAAAGCCUUCCAUUUACAGAAGUCCACCUGUGGCAAGUGUGCAUACCCAGCUAAGCGCAAGAGAAAGUACAACUGGAGUGCCAAGGCAAAGAGACGCAACACCACCGGAACCGGCCGCAUGAGACAUCUGAAGGUUGUGUACCGCAGGUUCAAGAAUGGAUUCCGUGAAGGUACAACUCCUAAACCCAAGAGAGCCGCAGUUGCAGCUUCCAGCUCCUCUUAAGAACUAAUAUUUGUACAAAAAAUAAAGUGGUUUAAAAGUG
Molecule: messenger RNA, 439 nt
Organism: Rana temporaria (common frog)
Lineage: Eukaryota; Metazoa; Chordata; Amphibia; Anura; Ranidae
Gene: RPL37
Product: ribosomal protein L37
Exons: 4
Coding region: 106-399 (97 amino acids)
Biological process (GO): translation
Cellular component (GO): ribosome; cytosolic large ribosomal subunit
Molecular function (GO): structural constituent of ribosome; RNA binding
Source: RefSeq, a predicted model, not a curated record